Messenger RNA from Crotalus tigris (Tiger rattlesnake), 3585 nucleotides. Its product is annotated as putative olfactory receptor 2B8. Gene Ontology annotation, biological process: G protein-coupled receptor signaling pathway. The transcript has 4 exons. The record is from RefSeq and is a predicted model, not a curated record. Gene Ontology annotation, molecular function: olfactory receptor activity; G protein-coupled receptor activity. Lineage: Eukaryota; Metazoa; Chordata; Lepidosauria; Squamata; Viperidae. Bases 507 to 1466 code for a protein of 319 amino acids. Gene Ontology annotation, cellular component: membrane.
GGAAUAUAAAGGCAGAAAAUCUGUUGCACAUAAAGGCAAAGAGAGCAAGGUUCAGCUGUGCAGAACUGAAUGGCCCCUCCAUGAUACAAUGCAAAUGUUGUGAUGAAAUAGAGGGUCAAUCAUGUGUCCUGCCAGAUGCCUCUGGGGUACUCACAAACAGAAGCUGAGAAUGUACCCCUCUCUCAUAAUUAUUUUCCUGCAACUGGUAUUUGGAUGCUGUACCCUAAUCAGAGCUUCCCUGGCUGCUGACUAUUCUCAAUCUGGAAAAGGUGGAGUAGAAAGAACUUCACCUUGAUAACUUUCUAUGGAUUUGUUCUGAUGAUCAGAGAGGACUGGGGAGAUAAUUGUACAAUAAAGGGCAAUUUAUUCAUCUAUGCUCUUUGGCUACCUCCAUUAAAGAAGUGGAAGAACAACAUUUUCUUCUCAUUGUGAGAAAUUUUGGAAGUGAAUUCCCAGCCAUCAGAAGACUUUUCUCCACAGCAGCCUUCAGCUGCUUGUCCCUUAGGAUGUCCAGAGACUCAUCAUGGGAGAAAGGAAACCAAAGCUACCAAGGAGAAUUCAUCUUACUGGGAGUGACUGACCGGCCACACUUGGAGAUGUUGCUCUUUGUUCUUAUCCUAACUUGCUAUUUGAUGACGCUGUUGGGCAACACAACCAUCAUUGUGGUAUCAAGAUUAGAUCCCCAUCUCCACACCCCCAUGUAUUUCUUCCUCAACAACCUUUCCUUCCUUGAUCUCUCUUGUACCACCAGUCUUGGGCCCCAUAUGCUGGUGAACUUCUGGAGAAAAAGCAAGACUAUCACUUAUGGUGCCUGCGUGGGUGAGUUAUUCAUCUCUCUUGCUCUGGGCUCCACGGAGUGUGUUUUGUUGGCUGUCAUGGCCUAUGACCGCUAUGCUGCCAUCUGUCAUCCACUGCGUUAUACUACCAUUAUGAGCCAUUCUCUGUGUUUCACAAUGGCUGCUAUCUCAUGGGGAAGUGGCUUCAGCAAUUCAGUAGUACAGACACUCAUGACCUUUAGUCUUCCACGUUGUGGGCAGAACCAGAUAGAUCACUUUUUCUGUGAGGUACCAGCCUUGAUCAAAUUGGCCUGUGUGGACACCUCUGUUUAUGAGGCAGAGCUCUUUGCCUCAAGUCUGAUGUUCCUUCUACCACCUCUGGGUCUGAUCAUAAUCUCUUACAGCUACAUUGUGGCUGCUAUAUUGAGGAUCCACUCAGCUGAAGGAAAGCGGAAGGCCUUCAAUACCUGUGUCUCCCACUUGAUGGUGGUGUCACUCUUCUAUGGCUCAGCUAUUUGUAGUUAUCUCCGACCUCCAUCCAAGUACUCCGGUGAUGAAGGCAAGAUGAUUUCCCUCUUCUAUACCUUUGUCACCACCAUGCUUAAUCCACUGAUCUACACUUUGAGAAACAAAGAGGUACAUAAAGCCAUCCGAAGAAUAAUGAAGAUCAAUAAUAAAGAAUAUCAAUAAGGAAUGUCAAUGUCUAAUGAAGGUCAUUUAUCAACUUUAUUCAACAGACCAAAACCAAUACUUUUAACAAAUGCUCAUUCUUUGUUACUCCAAACAUGCUGCAAAGACUAAUGAUGAAAAAAUAAAGCUAGUAGCUGCCAUUUCUUUCAGAAAAACAACAUGAUUCAUGAUAAUUACAAUGAUGAUGAUGUUUAUAAUUGCAGGGACAGUGUUCUUUAUUUUUAUUGCUCAUGUAUAUCACCUUUGGAAUAAUCCAACAAAUUAUACAGUGUUGGGAAAAAUGACAUUUAACUAUAGUAUUUAAAUGGUAUUUAAUUUAAAAGCAUUUCAAGAGUUUAAAAAUAGGUAAUUUACUCAUCCCAGAUCUUAGUUAAUCUGUAUUUCCACAAAUAUGUAUUCUAAUGGUCUAUAGCAAGGAUGUCAAACUCACCAUAUCACGUGACAUGUCUUUUUUCCCCAUUGCCAGCAAUGGGGUGGGCGCGGUUUCGCCAUGAUGCAUUCGGCCUGCGAGCCGGCAGUUUGACACCCCUGGCCUAUAAUGUGUACACAUAAAUGGUUACCUAUUUUAACUAAUUUGCUACUUUUGAUCUUUAAAACUCUAUAAACAGCAUGGGAGCUGAACUAGAAUAUAUCAAGAGCCAAAUUUCUGCGUAGGUCCAUUCAACUCCUUAGCUAUUUCUUUGAUCCUUUGCAUUAAAUAUGUAGUCAGUGUGUGCUGGAGACAGAACUUCCUCAUGUGGAAUAUCCUCUCCAAGAUAAUGAACUCAGUGAUUGAUACUGUAGCUGCUGGUAGUGCUUUAAACUGAAUGCUGAAAAAGAAUGAAAUAGACAGGUGAUUGCUGGAAAGGCACCUGGUUUAAUAAAUCCUACCUUUAACAAUGUUUGAUUAGUAAAAAGAUGAGAUAUAAGUAAAAAUACCUAUGUGUUUAUGCAUGAAAAUAAAUAAAACAGGGUUGUACAGUCCUUUCGAAGAAGUGUAUUAGAACACUUCCGGUUCCGGUUCGCGGCAUUCCUAGUCAUACGAGCAGACUUGUCUCUUUGUCGGCUAGCUUUCCCUCUGCCAGUUGGGUCGAAAGCUGCCCUGGAGGGUGCGACUUCCAUCGAGAAGGCUUUGGCUCAGCUGAGGAGGCUGUCUGGGCGAUCUCUGAGGGCUGACGGAGAAGAAGAUCGGCCAGUAAAAUGGCCGAUCACCCUGCUGCUUCAAACUGCAAGUCAAGAACAUCUAAGCUGUAAGAGCCCCCAUGGUGAACCCGGGUGAAAAUUUUCCUUGUUACUCUCUCUAUUUGACUUUGUUUUUUUUACCUGUAAGAGCCUUGAUGGAAUUAUUUCCCUGGCUAAAGAAAGCAGCUUUUAUGUUUUGGGGAAGGAAGGCAUUUUACAAGAUUAAAUUUUACUUUCAUAUCUUUUGGGAUACAGAAAACUCUCUCUCUUUUUUUUUCUAAGAACUGUAUUAUCACCUGGUGUUGGAAGAUUAUUUCUUCUUUCACACUAUACUUUUAAAGAUAGAAAUAAGGAAAUGGUGCCUGGAAAAGACUCUUUCUUAACUUACUGAGGACAUCUAUUGGCGAAAAUUUAAUAUUGCACUUUCUGGUUACUUUUUGAAACCAGAUCAGAUUUGACUUUCAAAUUAUUUCUGAAAAAAGACAAACUGAGCUGUGGGAAUUGUGGGGGUGGAUAUAGACUAAUUUUCAUCAAAUACAGCUUCCACAAAAAAAAGUGAUUCUUUCUAACCACUAUUAAAAUGGAGAAACCGCAUUCACAAUUAAACUACAAUCUUAUACUGGAAAAGAUACAUGAGGCCACUGCAGAAAUUUGUGCCAUAUUGAAAGAACCUAUUACAGAACUAAGAUCCAGAAAUUUCACUUCAAACACUCAAACGGAUUCUCAAUUACAUCUGACUAUUUUACAAACCAAGAUAUACUAGAAGAGGAAUUAACAGAGAUAAAAGAGGAACUCAUCCUACCUUACAAAUCUCUCAUUUGUAACUUUGAGCAACAGAAGAAGCAAAGAUUGAGAUAUGAAACUAUAAAGCAACAAUACUUUAAGGAAGAGAGAAACAGACGUUUGAUGCAGAGGUUGGGACUCCUACUUCUUCAAAGACAAGCAACAAAAAUAGACC